Molecule: messenger RNA, 897 nt
Organism: Nematocida homosporus
Lineage: Eukaryota; Fungi; Microsporidia
Exons: 1
Coding region: 1-897 (298 amino acids)
Source: RefSeq, a predicted model, not a curated record
AUGAACUUAAGAGAUACUGAGACAGGAUCUAUUGAGGAUCUACCUUUUAUAAAACACUCCCAUGGUAACAGGCCCUAUAUCAACAAGGAGAGUUUUGAAACAAACAAAGAGAGUAUGGAGGCAAAGAAGAACGUGAUUUAUUGGCAUAAGCAAGAGAUCAAAGUAGGAAUUGAACCUUGGGAGGAAAGUGAAGAUACUUCAACUGCUAGUAAAUCUCAAUUUAUACUUCGUACUGGCAUCAAUACACCAGGUCCUAAAGCCGAACCGCCAUUUGAAAUUGAUAUUCUUAAUCAUAUCUUUUUGUUUAAAGAUGGCAGAGAACAAUCUGUUUAUGUUAUCAAGAUUGCCUCUGUUUGUGCUUCUUGGGUGAUAAUUAAGAAAUUAGAUGAGAUUGUUGGGCUAAUCUCUGUGCUUAGAAAAGAGACUCCUCUUCUUGCUAAACUCAAUAUGAAGAACCUCGUAUCUAUUGCGCCGGAAAAACAAGAAGAAAGACUUUCUAUUCUUAAGCUAGUUCUUAAUAUGGCGCUUAGUAAUCACGACUUACAAGCCCAUCUUCAGAACUUUGUUCUUACUAAUGUCUAUCCCUUGGAGGAGAUUGAAAAGGCUAAUAUUGAAGAGAUCUUAUUAGCCUUUACUAAAGAGGUUUCUGGGGUUUAUUUAGUCGAGUAUUCAGGUUGGUUGUUAGGUUGGCGUUGUGGACUCUUCCAGCUGCACAACCAUGUACUUACUCGCACUUCAACUAAGACGGGCAAAAUCACCGAAACCAUUAACACCAAAGAGUGCAUUAUUAGUCUCAGUGGCCGCACUCUCCGCAUCCAGCAAGGUCCGCAGAAGGAAAGGUCCUUCAUAGCCAAUGAUCAAAGAACUCUUGUCAUUCUCAAGAAAUGGUUCUCUUAA